AGUACUCAAUAUACCAAGGAACUAGGAAGAGAUGAUUGACAUAACACCCAUUUUUUGUUCCCUGAUUCAGAUUUUGUUGUGCGACAGAGAAACUUAUUUGAUUUUGAUGGGCAUUACAUCAACAUCUACACAACAUUUACUCGUGUAGAUAGUUUAUCUUUAUAAUGUCUUUGUCAUCUUGUUCACCUGGAGGUUAUUUCAGAGUCUUGUUUAGCUGUUGCUAGGAUCAUCAUCGUUCGUCUGAAAACAAGAAUGAGUAAGAACGACUUCCUACAAGUCGUAACAGAAGAACUUGAGUACCUCUACGUUUGAACAAUCGACGUUCUAUAUUUGAACAUCGAAUAGACUGCAGAUACAGAAUCAAAAAGAUGUUGUCACAGGCGUUGUCUGAUAUUGCUUGGAAACGCAAGCGGGUCCUGUCAAUCCAAUCCCAUGUGGUUCAUGGUUACGUUGGCAACAAAAGUGCUGUUUUCUAUGGCCGACGCGGGGUUAGCGUUAGAUAGGUGUAGAAGAUGUACGUAGUUCGUUGUUCUUGUAGAGGUAGUCGGAUGGUGAUGUUGGCAACAUCAAGUCAAAGUUGCAGAUGUUAUCUGGAUGAAGAUACUCGAACAAAUUAGAAUUUUUGAAUCUCUUUCGGAAUAUAACUUCUCUACUAGUAGUCAGCUGUAGUACUUCUACUAGUCAAUCGUUCAAGCUUGAAGAAGUACUACAGCUGGCUAGUAGAGAAGUUCAAGUAGGCAGGAUGGAACAGUAAGUAGGAGAAGUACAGCUGCCUACUUGAACUUCUCUACUAGUCUUCAGCUGUAGCACUUCUUCAAAUCAACAUGAUGAUUGUUCUUGGCGUCUACAACUACUUACUUCAACCUCCUCUCUCCACGAGAAUAUGUGUCUACAACUACCUAGCACUACGAAUCUUUAAUUCUCCCCGUUGCAGUUGCUAGGGUUUGACGUGGACCCGAUCAACUCUGUGCACUUCAGCAACCACACGGGAUACCCGAGUUUCGCUGGGGACAUACUAUCGGCUGACAAUCUUCGAAAACUAGCAGACAAACUUGUUCAAGUUAAGUCCGAGGAGCACUUUUACUUCAUUCGCAGUACGUAGGUAGAUUUCUUGUUUUAUAAUUAUGACUAUUAGAAGUAUGAUUUACAACUACUACAUCAACAACAACAACAUCAUCUACGACAUGAACGCUAACAACUACUUACAUGAAUGCGCCCUCUAUCCAGCUUCACCAGGUCCAUCUAUAAUUUCAGUUUCCAGCUAGUAUCUAGCUAGUAUCCAGAUAUUACAACAUUUACGUAGCAGGAACAAAUACUCUAAUUCACUCCUCACUCUAACUCACACCUCCACCUUGGGAGCAGCUAUUCGCAUGUCCUCACUGGGUAUAUAGGGAGUCGUCCAUUUCUCACCGAAGUCUGCAAUGUUGUGCGGACGCUGAGGGAUCGGAGCCCGGAGCUGGUCUAUGUUUGCGAUCCUGUACUGGGUGA
This is a messenger RNA of Amoebophrya sp. A25, 1488 nucleotides long. The record is from the annotation of a GenBank genome assembly. NCBI's taxonomy places the organism in Eukaryota, Dinophyceae, Syndiniales, Amoebophryaceae.